UUAAAACGGCGUCGUCAUGCUUCAGGCUUAAUCAGUAGUAGGUUGUCUUUUGGCUUUUAUUAUCGCCGCCGGGACAGAGAAAGGGGAGUAGAUUUGAUCUCUCUUCUCGAUAAAACUCGAACGGGAAUCUCUGUUUAGGGUUUCGGUUGUUGUUGAGAGAGAUCGAGAACUCCUGAAGGAAAAAUCUUAGGGAUCGUAAUUGUAAUUUGGUGUGAUUGCGAUUUUUCUCUGUUAGUGGUGAUUUAUUCAAUCGAUGGCAUCAGAGGAUGUGAGAAGGACCGAAUCGGCAGCUGUUUCGACGAUCGUUAAUCUGGCGGAGGAAGCGAAGCUGGCGACGGAAGGAGUCAAAGCUCCGAGUUUCCUCAGCAUCUGCAAGUCUCUCUUCGCCGGCGGCGUCGCUGGUGGAGUGUCACGAACUGCAGUUGCACCUCUGGAAAGGAUGAAGAUAUUACUUCAGGUCCAAAAUUCGCAUAACGUAAAGUAUAGUGGGACGGUCCAAGGAUUGAAGUAUAUUUGGAGAACAGAGGGCAUUCGUGGACUGUUCAAAGGAAACGGUACCAACUGUGCUCGUAUUGUUCCAAAUUCGGCUAUUAAAUUUUUCAGCUAUGAGCAUGCUUCAAACUACAUUCUGUACAGGUAUCGUCAGGGGACAGGAAAUGAUUCUAUGGUUUUCUCUUCUGCAGAAAAUGCCCAACUCACUCCUCUUUUACGGCUUGGAGCUGGUGCAACUGCUGGAAUAAUAGCCAUGUCUGCAACAUACCCCAUGGACAUGGUUCGUGGAAGGCUAACUGUCCAGACCGCAAACUCACCUCAUCAAUAUAGAGGAAUUGCCCAUGCUUUGUAUUCUGUCCUGCGACAUGAAGGUCCAAUGGCCUUGUACCGUGGUUGGCUUCCAUCAGUGAUUGGAGUUGUCCCAUAUGUGGGUUUGAACUUUUCGGUCUACGAGUCUCUAAAAGACUGGCUACUUAGAGACAAUCCAUUGGGACUAGCAGAUAACAACGAGCUGUCCGUUGUGACGAGACUGUCUUGUGGUGCUGUAGCUGGAACAGUUGGUCAAACAGUUGCUUAUCCACUCGAUGUGAUUCGUAGGAGAAUGCAAAUGGUUGGGUGGAAAGGUGCUUCCUCCUCUGUUGUUGCAGGCGACGGGAUAGGCAAGGCCUCGGUUGAGUACAGCGGUAUGAUCGAUGCAUUUAGAAAAACAGUUCGUCAUGAAGGAUAUGGAGCAUUGUACAAGGGCUUGGUCCCCAACUUUGUGAAGGUUGUACCAUCGAUUGCGAUUGCAUUCGUGGCAUUUGAGAAUGUGAAAGACAUUCUAGGAGUGGAAUUUAGGAUAUCGGACUGAGCCAUCUGAUAUCUUCGAAGAGAAGAGAGCACACUUCUAUUUUUGUAACCGAGGAGACACAAGAGUCAGUUCACAAAUUUAGGGGCUUUAUUUAUCUCCUUUCAACAUCCGUGGAAAGGAUAAAAAAGGCUAAUAGGGGGAUUUAGCCAAACUUUUUUUUAAUUUUUUCUUCUUUCUGCUUAUAGAUUGGGUUUUUGCUUUUUCUUCUUAAGCAAAUAAGUCAAGAGGCCAACUAUAUCAAAACCUAUUUGGUACACUGGUGUUUGUGUUACAUGUUUUGGUUGGGUCUUUUGACAUUUUAAGUUUAUCAAUAUUUGUUAUGCUUCUUAGUUGAAUAAUUCCCGUUUUUCUCUAUGUAUCGUUUAAGCUAAAAUUCAUGUGUGCUUGUCAUGUUUUCUUUUAUA
Thlaspi arvense is the source of this 1746-nucleotide messenger RNA. The record is from the annotation of a GenBank genome assembly. Lineage: Eukaryota; Viridiplantae; Streptophyta; Magnoliopsida; Brassicales; Brassicaceae.